Messenger RNA from Panicum hallii, 2086 nucleotides. RefSeq names its product protein YLS7-like. The transcript is spliced from 4 exons. Gene Ontology annotation, cellular component: Golgi apparatus. NCBI's taxonomy places the organism in Eukaryota, Viridiplantae, Streptophyta, Magnoliopsida, Poales, Poaceae. Gene Ontology annotation, molecular function: O-acetyltransferase activity. The coding region runs from base 188 to 1690 and encodes 500 amino acids. The record is from RefSeq and is a predicted model, not a curated record.
UUCAUCUCCCCCCUCCACCGUCCCUCCCUCCCUCCCAUCGUUUUCUCCUGCAGCCACCGACGCGAGCAUAGCCGCGCCGCUCCCGCCCGGCCGCCUCCCCGCCCGAAUCCGAUACCUUCUCCACCUCCAUCUUCCACGCUGAUGCGGUUCGGAUGGGAGGAUUGAUCUCGGGGGAGGGCCCGUGCACAUGAGCUUGCCGGGGAGGAAGGCCCCGGCAGGGGUCUCCGGAGUCCGGCGGUGGCUCGUCACCAUCGUCGUGUCGGUGCUGGCGCUGGUGCUGACCCUCGUGGUGAUAUCGCUCUCGGUGGGCUCGUCCCUGCCGCGGACGUCGCUGCAGGAUUACCUCCCAGUCAUAGUUAGCGGCCUGGGGAAGCUUUCGUCGCCGGAGGAUGCUGGUGGAAACAGGAAUAGCACUGCAGUUGGGGAAGAGUUGGUGCAGGGUGGCCGGGAACCCUUGGUGGAGCAGAAUGGUCAGGGAGGUGACGUGAAUUCAGGCCAACCAUCUCCGGUUACAGAGAAAAUUGAAAGCAAAGAGCCGGAUCCAGUUGCUCCCGGUGAUAAAACGUCAACCCCGGAUGAGGAUUCAUCAAAGGACUCUCGAAAGGCUGAGCAAGGUACUUGUGAUCUAUACCAUGGGCGGUGGGUUCUUGAUUCUGCUGGGCCACUAUACACAAACAACUCUUGCCCUAUCAUCACGCAGAUGCAAAAUUGUCAAGGAAAUGGGCGGCCGGAUAAGGAAUAUGAGAACUGGAGAUGGAAACCAGAACAGUGCAUUCUUCCACGCUUUGAUGCAAGGAAGUUCUUGGAGUUGAUGAGAGGCAAGACACUUGCGUUUGUUGGGGAUUCAGUUGCUCGGAAUCAGAUGGAGUCCCUUGUUUGCCUUCUGUGGCAGGUAGAUGUCCCACAAAACCGUGGCAACAAAAGGAUGCACAAGUGGCUGUUCAAGUCAACUUCAACGACUAUUGCCCGUGUCUGGUCUUCUUGGUUAGUGCACAGGUCAACUGAAGCUGUGGGGAUUGCUCCCAAGGGUAUCGAUAAGGUCUUUCUGGAUGUCCCAGAUGAGACCUUCAUGGAUUUUCUCCCAAGGUUUGACAUAAUCGUCCUCUCUUCUGGGCACUGGUUCGCCAAACGAUCAGCCUAUGUCCUAAAUGGCAAUGUUGUUGGAGGGCAGCUCUGGUGGCCUCGGCAAGCAGGAAAGAUGCAGAUGAACAAUGUUGAUGCUUUUGGUGUCUCUGUUGAGACUUGCCUGACUUCUGUGGCGACUAACCCAAAUUUCACGGGCCUAGCUAUUGUGCGCACAUGGUCACCAGAUCAUUAUGAAGGUGGAGCAUGGAACACUGGUGGAUCAUGCACAGGAAAGGUCAAGCCCUUGGAUGAGGUGGUGAGGAAUGGGUUUACUGAUGCGAUGUAUGGUAAGCAGGUUGAAGGCUUCAGGAAGGCAGUGAAGAAUGCAGGGCAACACGGUUCAAGGUUGAAAUUGAUGGACAUCACUGAACCCUUUGCCUUCAGGGCUGAUGGGCAUCCUGGCCCAUAUAGAAGUCCAGACCCAAACAAGAAAACACAGAGGGGGCCAGAUGGCAAGCCUCCACCUCAGGAUUGCUUGCACUGGUGCAUGCCAGGGCCAGUAGAUACAUGGAAUGAGAUGUUGCUAGAGAUCAUACGAAGAGAGUUCGAGAGAGAUAGAAGCUGAAGAUAGAACUCGCUGUCUACUCUCCAUCACAUGAUACGUUGUGUUCCAAAACACCUUGGGGUGUAUCGCGGCACUUAGCAUGUUGUUAUUCUUACCACAUAGGAAGGAAUAUAGCAUGUUGUUCUUACCACAUAGGGAGGAAUAUAGCUUUGGAUACGUAAGAUUCAGUGUAUUUUUUGUCUGACACAUUCUUGGAUGUAUCAUUUCUUGGCAGAUUUUGUGGAACUGUAAACACAAUAGUGUAAACUGGAAUUGAGUCUCUGUCCGUGUAAUAGUUUGCUUGGUAGAAGAGAAUGAGGAUGUAACUGUCUAAAAAGAGUAUUCAGUACAAAGUGUUCACUGUAAACGCAACAGUGUAAACUGAUAUAUUUGCUACGAUAAUUGGCUUUAACUGCA